AUGAGCUCCUCCGGCCCGCGGCGUCCGCCGCCCACCGGCCCCGCCGCCUUCGGCGCCUCGCUGCCCGCGCCCGAGGAAGCUUAUGAUCAUCUCUUGGAAGCCCCGGUCACUCGGGAGCAGUUAAACCACUACCGGAAUGUGGCCGAGGCUGCCCGGAGUGAACUUGCAGCAACGCUGGUCCAAUUUGAAUCUGCUCAGUCUGAGCUUCGAGAACUGCGAUCCAAGAUGCUUUCUAAAGAAGUUUCCUGUCAAGAAUUGAAAGCUGAGAUGGAGAGCUACAAAGAAAACAAUGCCAGAAAAUCGUCUCUCCUCAUCUCUCUCAGGGACAGAGUUCAAGAACUAGAGGAAGAAUCAGUGGCUCUCUCCACUUCUAAAAUUAGAACUGAAAUCACAGCUCAGUCUGCAAUCAAGGAGAACCAAGAGUUAAAGAAGAAAGUGGUAGAACUGGACGAAAAAUUACAAAAAUGUUUAAAGGAAAAUGAGGAGAAUAAGAAUCAAGUCUCACAGAAUUGCAGGAAACAUGAAGAAUUUCUGGCUCAACUUCGUGACUGCUUAGAUCCAGAGAAGAAUGCAAAAGCAUCAGAUGAAGAUUUAAUUCUCAAGCUUGGAGAGCUGUGCAAGGAAAACGCAUUUGUGAAAGGACAAAUUGUUGCUCUUGAAGAGACUAUAAAUGUCCAUGAGAUGGAGGCAAAAGCUAGCAGAGAGACAAUCAUGAGGCUGGCUUCAGAAGUAAACAGAGCGCAGAAAAAAGCUGCCUCCUGCAUUGAAGAGAAAGGCAAGCUGAGCCAGGACUUGCUUGGUGCUGUGGAGGCCAAAGAAGCUCUUGAAAGGGAAGUUAAAUUCUUCCAAGAAAGGCUGCUUGCUGGUCAGCGGGUCUGGGAUGCCUCAAAGCAGGAGCUGAGCCUCUUGAAGAGGAGCUCUUUGGAGCUGGAGAAGAGUUUGAAGGCCAGUCUGGAGGCAACCGCGGCCUCCGAGACGGAGCUCUCCUCAUUUAGGGAGAAGAUAGCAGCCCUGCUGGGGGGCAGCUCAGGCACACUUAGGCCCUCGGAGAAUGCCAUUCUGGAGAGGAUUCGAGAAAUGGGCAGCCAGGAAGAGAGCGGGAAACAGAUGGUCUCCCAGCUUGAAGCCCAAAUAUCUAAGCUUGUUGAACAGUUGGGAAAUGAGUCCCAGUUUCACCAGAAAGCCCUGCAGAGAGCCCAGAAAGCAGAAAACAAGUUGGAGACUCUACAGGGUCAGCUAACACACCUGGAGGAAGAGCUGGUCUCUGGAGGUGUUCUGCGAGAUGAUUUGAAUUUCGAGAAGCAAAAAUAUCUUAAAUUUCUGGAUCAGCUUUCAGAGAAAAUGAAGUUAGACCAGAUGGCUGCUGAACUUGGCUUUGACAUGCGUCUGGAUGUAGUUUUAGCUCGCACAGAGCAGCUGGUCCGCCUCGAGAGCAAUGCAGUCAUUGAAAACAAGACGAUCGCCCACAAUUUACAGAGAAAGCUAAAGACUCAGAAGGAAAGAUUGGAGAGCAAAGAGCUGCACAUGAACCUCCUCCGGCAGAAAAUAGCCCACCUGGAGCAGGAAAAGCAGGUGCGCUCGGCUGUGAUGGUGGAGAGGGACGAGGCCAAUGUCACCAUCAGGAAGCUGCAGAAGAAGGUGGAGAGGCUGCAGAAAGAGCUGAGUGUGUGUCAAGAGCUGAAUACCGAGCUCAAAGCCAAACUGGCUGACACCAAUGAACUUAAGAUUAAAACUUUGGAACAGACCAAAGCCAUUGAGGACCUAAAUAAAUCCAGAGACAAACUGGAAAAGAUGAAGGAGAAAGCUGAGAAAAAGCUGCUGUCUGUCAAAUCAGAACUGGAGACUACAGAGCAUGAAGCUAAGGAGAAUAAAGAGAGGGCCAGGAACAUGCUAGAAGUUGUAACCAGUGAAAUGAAGACACUAAAAAAAUCUCUGGAAGAAGCAGAAAAGAGAGAAAGGAAGCUGGUGGACUUCAGGGAGGUGGUUUCUCAGAUGCUGGGCUUGAACAUGAUGAGUCUUGCUCUUCCUGACUAUGAAAUCAUCAAAUGUCUGGAAAGACUGAUCCAUGCACACCAGCAUCACUUUGUCACCUGUGCCUGCCUCAAAAACAUGACUGCAAAGCAAGAUAGGCCCCCACAAGGCCACUUACAACUUCUUCACUGA
Rangifer tarandus platyrhynchus (Svalbard reindeer) is the source of this 2163-nucleotide messenger RNA. The record is from the annotation of a GenBank genome assembly. NCBI's taxonomy places the organism in Eukaryota, Metazoa, Chordata, Mammalia, Artiodactyla, Cervidae.